This is a messenger RNA of Branchiostoma floridae (Florida lancelet), 824 nucleotides long. Its product is annotated as calumenin-like. Gene Ontology annotation, cellular component: endoplasmic reticulum. Lineage: Eukaryota; Metazoa; Chordata; Leptocardii; Amphioxiformes; Branchiostomatidae. Bases 32 to 484 code for a protein of 150 amino acids. The transcript is spliced from 4 exons. The record is from RefSeq and is a predicted model, not a curated record. Gene Ontology annotation, molecular function: calcium ion binding.
GGAUCCCGCGCACCUGGAGAGAGUAGAGAGGAUGAAGCAAGAGGAGAGGAGGCGAUUCGCAGCGAGCGAUAAGGACCAAGAUGGCGGGCUGGAUAAGGAGGAGUUUAGGGCCUUCCUGUACCCCAGGGAGCACGAUCACAUGCACGACCACCUGCUGCAGGAAACGUUGGAAGGCAUGGACACGGAUGGGGAUGGGGCCCUUACCUACGACGAGUUUACAGGCGGUCCGCACGGGAUGAAGCCCGGGUCCGAGGCUAGACAACUGUUUCAGAAGUCAGACGAGGACGGGAACGACCUGCUGAGCCGAGAUGAGCUGAAGCACUACGUCCUGGCGUCGGUGCUUGGGGACGAGGACAGCAUCGUCAGCACGUUGGACAGGAACAAGGACGGGAAACUGAGCAGGUCAGAGGUCGCGGCUCACCCGGAUGUGCUCACACCGCUGUUAUACAAAGGUCACGGCGACGUCGUGCAUGACGAGUUCUGACCCGGAAUUGAUUGUAGAGGACAACGAAGCUGCAUGACAACUUCAUCACUAAUUCCUGAGAGGAACUCUAGUCAUAGUGAUACUUUUUUUACGUUUUUAACCGAGCCAUUUUUUAGUUUUUUCUAACUUCUUAGAUUGGAAAUAUAUGUAUUCAAUUUAAUUUCUUUUUAGAUUUUAAUGUCAUCUCUUAGAAUCUAGGUUACUUCUUUAGAAUAAGCUUUAAGAUUCUAAGUCACAGAUGCGCCAAAAAGUAGUUACUCAAACAACUGGAUAUGGUUUUGGACGUAUCUAAGUCAUACAAUUUUGUAGGCUUGAAAUAAUUUAUCUCAUUUUGUUGAAA